CAAAUAAAUUUCGAAAUAAUUUGCCGGUGCGUAGCAUAGAGUACUCUAUGGUGCGUAGGUAGCACGAUUAAAGAUAUCUUUAAUCGUGGUAGGUAGGCGCCAAUAAUUCAUAGAUAAUAUCUUAUUAACUUAUUGUCACGGACUAAGAUAUAUCUUAGUCCGUGCUUAUUGUAUCGCGCUGACCGGCAAGUGGCAGAUAAUUGAUAAUAUGUUAACACUUAACAUUUGUAUAUAAAAUAUAAUUAUUUUUAAUUGUAACUGUGACAAUGUAAAUUUUAUUUAAAUUACUAUAAUCAAUUAAUUUAUUGUAAGUUGUAAUGUAUGUAAAUUAACCAUCAAUUUAAUCGCUAUUCUGAUUAGAAAUUCAAUUAACCUUAACCGUACUCAAACGAAAUUUAAAUUUGAAUUUUAUACUCAUACUCAUAGAAUAUGGCUGACCCAUCAAUUCAAACGUUUUGUUGCCGUAGAGCACUUGAUUAUCAUCCAUCUUAUAAACUCAUGAACGAAUUCAAUACAGACCGUUUUAAUAUGGUGUGUUUACUGUCUUCAAUAAUAGGAAUAACUGGUGCAGCAUACCAGAUAUUACCAAAAAUCGAGCUAAAAGUUCCAAAUAGAUUUUAUUGCAAUAUCAUGCAGCGAGGAAAAUAUAUAAUAAUGUGGUUAGCAAUAGCAGAUGUCUGUGCAUCAUUGGGUAUACUUUUAAGGUCCUGCUUAAAAUUAAUGCAUCAUUUUCAAUGGUACGAUGGACAACCAUAUACAGUUUCUUGUAUAUUUUUAGCAGUUUGGAUACAGUACUUUUACAUUGUAACUUGGUUUUGGACUUUGUUGUAUGCUGUAGACAUGUGGAGAGCAUAUCAAGAUAAACAUUCAUGUAGAAAAUUAUAUCAUUUUGUUGCUUGGUCAAUUCCUGCCAUAUUUACAUUUAUUGGACUUUCUACUCUUUAUAGACCAAAUGCAAACUGUCACAAUUUGAGCCCUAAAGAAAAUGUUGUUAUGAAGUUUCUUCCAAAUUAUUUUUUUACAUUUUUGCCAGUCAUUGUUGUUAUGGUAGUCAAUCCAGUGCUAUAUUCUUUAUCCACUGGAUAUAUAUACCACAUAAUAACUUCAUACAUGGCCCAAUACUCUACAAAUGAACGGAAAAUGUUGGACUUAUUUAAACAGAGAUUUGCAUUAAUUAAUCUAGGAUUUUAUUUAUGUUGGGCACCCAAUUUAAUCAAUGCAAUAAUAGUAUGGACAUCUUGGGAUAAUCUACCAAAUGGAGUUAUGCUUAUACUUUGGUAUCUAAUGGCUAUUUUGAAUCCUAUGCAAGCGUUUUUCAACAGUUUUCUGUACAACUUACUUGAGCAUACUGAGCAAAUCUGUUGUAAAUGUUUUAGCACCCAAAAUAGAGUUCAGGAAAUAGUAGAAUGUAGACCUUUAUUAAUAGCUAAUGUAAAAGGUUCAGCAAAUUCAAAUGGUUAUGAAAUAAUUGAAUGAUUUAAUUUAACAAUUAAUAACUAAACCCAAACAAACAUUUGUUAAAAAAAUUAAAAAAUGUUCAAGACAUAAUUUGUAUUUAUACUAGAUAUUAAUUCUCUGCAUUUAUAAUUUUAAUAUGUAUUAUGUUUUUUUAUUGUACCAUAAAGGUAUAUCAAUAAUUUAUAGCUGUGAACAAAAUAUUUUUUUGUUAGGCAUUUCCAUUGUAUUAAUUAUUUAGUAUGUAUGUAAUUACUAUAUUUUUAACAAAUGCAUUUACUAUUUUAUUAUUGUAUUUAUACACCUCAGACUGACAAUAAGAUAUAUUAGCAUGUUAUUUUUUUUAAAUAUAUAUAUAGACAUAUAGUUGUGCAUCUUUAUUAUAUUUUAUAUAUUAGAAAAUGAAAAAAUAAUAAAUUUAAAAUAUGUUAUAUUCUUAUUUUAUUUUAUUUCUUGUUUAUACAUUUGAAUGUGUAUGUUUCUUUUGUAAUUUAAUUGAAUAAAAAUAUUUAACUGAA
Messenger RNA from Rhopalosiphum padi (bird cherry-oat aphid), 1973 nucleotides. RefSeq names its product G-protein coupled receptor 143-like. The record is from RefSeq and is a predicted model, not a curated record. NCBI's taxonomy places the organism in Eukaryota, Metazoa, Arthropoda, Insecta, Hemiptera, Aphididae. The transcript has 7 exons. The coding region runs from base 430 to 1476 and encodes 348 amino acids. Gene Ontology annotation, molecular function: L-DOPA receptor activity; L-DOPA binding; dopamine binding. Gene Ontology annotation, cellular component: plasma membrane; melanosome membrane. Gene Ontology annotation, biological process: G protein-coupled receptor signaling pathway; regulation of calcium-mediated signaling; cell surface receptor signaling pathway.